Messenger RNA from Anopheles marshallii, 1857 nucleotides. It is a transcript of the gene Nup54, whose product is annotated as probable nucleoporin Nup54. The record is from RefSeq and is a predicted model, not a curated record. Gene Ontology annotation, molecular function: structural constituent of nuclear pore. Gene Ontology annotation, cellular component: nuclear pore central transport channel; nuclear pore. Gene Ontology annotation, biological process: NLS-bearing protein import into nucleus; nuclear pore organization; protein localization to nuclear inner membrane. The transcript is spliced from 4 exons. NCBI's taxonomy places the organism in Eukaryota, Metazoa, Arthropoda, Insecta, Diptera, Culicidae. Bases 1 to 1857 code for a protein of 618 amino acids.
AUGUCGUUCAAUUUUGGAAACACAUCAGCGCUCGGUUCUACGAGCACACCGAACAAGCCGGCUUUUGGCAAUUUCUCAUUCGGGGGACAAACGUCAACGCCAGCAUUCGGAGCUACUGCUGUUACUGGUGCAGCUCCAGCAUUUGGUCAAGCUACAGCCACGUCGGCUUUCGGUGCAACGGCAGCUCCCGCUUUCGGUGCGACGCCGGCAACCACUGGUACGAGUGCGUUCGGAACGCUAGGUUUCGGGGCGUCCACCGGUGGAACCACAGCGUUCGGUGUCGCACCGACCAGUUCCGCACCGUCCUUCGGAUUUGGCACCAACACGGCUACAGCGGCAACACCUGCGUUUGGUGGGUUCGGAACAGCGACCUCUACUGCUGCGACCGGCUUCGGUGGAUUUGGUGCCACCACAGCCACCAGCACCAGUGCUCCAGCAUUCGGUGGCUUCGGUACGGCCACACAACCCUUCGGGUCAUCGAUCGCGACCACUUCUGCGCCAUCUUUCUUCGGUGGGCUUGGAGCCACACAACCCCAAGCAAACACCGGUUUCGGUGGUUUCGGGACCGGUAGUACCUUCGGUGGUACGACUUUCGGUCAACCGGGUGCUGCAACCGGUGGUUUGAACUUUGGACAAUCGGUCUUCGGUCAGCCGCAGCAACAGCAACAACAGCUCGUUCCAACCCUCUCGCCCGAGGAAGCCUUUGUCCAGUCCGUUUUCAAUGUGUCCAUCUUUGGCGACGAGCGGGACACAGUUAUUUCCAAAUGGAACUACCUGCAAGCAAUGCUCGGCACGGGCAAAUCGUUCUACUCGCACAAUGCACCACCGGUGGACAUCACCCCGUCGAACUUUCUGUGCCGAUUCAAGACAAUGGGCUACAGUAAAUUGCCCGGGAAGGACAACAAAACUGGACUGGUGGGCCUAACCAUCAACAAAACGGUGGCACAAAUAAAGGAACAGCAACAACAGUUCAUCAACAGCAUGAACCAAAUCUUUGGCAACAAACCGAACAUUACAAUCGUGGUGGAAAACGUAAAAUCGAUCAACGACUCGAAGGUACAGGUAAUAAUCUACAUCGAGGAAAAGUCGACCAUCUCGAACGAAAUAAAGCGCGUACUGGCAACGGAAGUGGCCAGCUAUCUGAAUCAACCGAUGCCCAAGCAACAGCUUACGCAGCUCGGUAUUGAAUCGGUCGUUGCAUUGGUGCUGCCCGAGGAAGACCAACUGAAGGAGUAUCUCGACAAUCCACCCAAAGGCAUCGAUCCGCGCAUGUGGGAACAGGCAAAGAUCGAUAAUCCCGACCCGAAGCGAUUCAUUCCGGUGCCGAUGAUCGGCUUUCAGGAUCUUAAGUGGCGCAUAAAGUGUCAGGAAAAUGAAACCGAAAUCCACGCCUCGUAUCUCGCCAAGGUGGAGAAAGAGAUCGCCGAGCUGAAGCAGCGUCACAUGAACACGACCGCCAAGAUAGCCGAACAUCGGCGUAACUUUGCCGAGCUGAGCCACCGCAUACUGCGGGUGAUCGUGAAGCAGGAAAGCACACGCAAGCUAGGUCUCGCCCUAUCGCCCGAAGAGGAAGCGAUCCGGACGAAGCUGGAAAACAUGCAUGCGCUCGUAUCCACCCCUACACAGUUCCGUGGCAGGCUCAGCGAGCUACUCUCCCAGAUGCGGAUGCAGCGCAACCAAUGGGCGCACGGAAACUUCCUGAACGAGUACACGUUGGACAAGGAUGCAACGCAGGAGAUGCAAUCGUUCCUUACAAUGCAACAGAAAGCCGUCUCGUUUUUGAUUGACACGAUACACAAGGAUAUAAAGACGCUAAAGAUUAUCAGCGAAGGCAUGACGCAGUUGGUACAGGGUUAG